UGGGCUGGGGUGAGGGAGGAAGUGGUAACUAUGAGCGAGCAUGUAAGAACAAGAUCCCAAUCCUCAGAAAGAGGAAAUGAUGAAGAGUCUUCCCAACUGACUGGACCUGCUAUUGUCCAGCAGCUCACUGAGGAAAAACGUCAAGAAGAGGAACCACCAACUGAAACCCAGGGUGUUGCACCCAGUGGGGAGAUCGAAAAUGAAGGAGCACCUGCGGUUCAAGGGCCUGAUGUUGAAGCUGUUCAACAGGACUUGGCUCUGCUUGCAGUAGAGGAUGAGCCUGGAGAUGGUCCAGAUGUCAAGGAGGGGAUUCUGCCCACUGUUGAUCCCACUAAAGUGCUGGAAGCAGGCAAACUGGUUAUCUCAGGAAUCAUCCACUCACUAGAUAUUCCUGACAAACUUGUUUAA
Molecule: messenger RNA, 408 nt
Organism: Saimiri boliviensis boliviensis (Bolivian squirrel monkey)
Lineage: Eukaryota; Metazoa; Chordata; Mammalia; Primates; Cebidae
Source: RefSeq, a predicted model, not a curated record